GGGGGCGGGAACUGGGCCGCGACCCCUACCCCGGAUUGCGACCGCGACUCCGACUGCGACCCGGGUCGCGACCCCCACCCGUCCCACCGGCAUGGCCCGGCACGUGUUCCUGACGGGGCCCCCAGGAGUUGGAAAAACAACAUUGAUCCAGAAAGCCAGUGAGAUUUUAAAGUCCUCUGGCGUGGCCGUUGAUGGAUUUUAUACAGAAGAAGUCAGACAGGGAGGGAGAAGAAUAGGAUUCGAUGUCGUCACGUUAUCCGGCACACGGGGACCUUUAUCUCGAGUUGGGUCAGAGCCUCCACCUGGAAAACGUGAAUGCCGAGUUGGGCAGUAUGUGGUAGAUCUGACUUCCUUCGAGCAGUUGGCGCUUCCGGUCUUGAGGAAUGCAGGUUCCAGCAGUGGCCCAGGGCAGAGAGUGUGUGUCAUCGAUGAGAUUGGGAAAAUGGAGCUCUUCAGUCAGCCUUUCAUCCAGGCUGUUCGUCAGACACUGUCCACCGCAGGGACUGUAGUCCUUGGCACAAUCCCAAUCCCUAAGGGGAAACCGCUGGCCCUUGUGGAAGAAAUAAGAAACAGAAACGACGUUCAAGUGUUCAGUGUCACCAAGGAAAACAGAAACCACCUUUUGCCAGAUAUUGUGACGUGUGUGCAGAGCAGCAGGAAGUGACAAGGAUUUGUGUUCUGCUUUUCUGCACGUGAAGGAAUGUGCCAGCUCAAGAGGAGCCUGAGCAAUGCCCUGCCUGUCAGAGUUUCAUGUCUUCAAUGUAUGGAACCUUGUGGGCUUUUCCAAAGAAAGCCUGACAGCUGGUUUCCAUAAAAUGUUUAAAAGAUCAAAUUAGCCCUAAUGCUGGAUUGACUCUACAAGAUUAACAAUCCAUUGUGGCUUAUUUAUGCUGAGAGAUUUCUGUUUAUUUCCUCUUGCAGUUGUGCAUAUGAUUUGGGUAAAUUACGAAAUGAGAAAUGGUUUUCAGAGUAUUAGAUGGAAUUUGCCCCCAUUGAAGUUUAUACAUGUGUCCAGGGAAGGGGGAGGAAAGAGUCCACUGCCUAAUCAAUUUUGUGUGUCAUGAAAAUUAACUCCCUCUCCAGGUGCAGCUGCAGUCUCCUGCAGCUUAAAGUGGUAACAGUUCAUUGAUUUUCAAAAAUUAUUAUUUCAAAAGAAAACCAUUUUAGG
Diceros bicornis minor is the source of this 1168-nucleotide messenger RNA. RefSeq names its product nucleoside-triphosphatase, cancer-related (gene NTPCR). Lineage: Eukaryota; Metazoa; Chordata; Mammalia; Perissodactyla; Rhinocerotidae. The transcript has 5 exons. The record is from RefSeq and is a predicted model, not a curated record. Gene Ontology annotation, molecular function: ATP hydrolysis activity. Bases 92 to 664 code for a protein of 190 amino acids.